AGGUGCCAGUGUGAAACGAAAGUUGACACUGGCAAAGCUUUCUUUGUUCCCAUGGCUUCUCUUCUCUCUCUUCACUCACCAUCUGUUCUCCAACCAAAACCUUCCCCCCCUAGGAUGAUGACCUUGAAUUCCAUUGCUACCCUCGGAAAGUCCUACAAAAUGCGAGUCCCAUACGAGCUGAAGCAGGGGCAGACCCGUCUUUUCCACCAGCUCCCUUCUGGUUUGCAAAUGGAGGUCAUUGAGCAAACAACUGGUGUUGUUGAAGGGAGAAAUGAAAACCCACCUCUGGUAUUUGUACAUGGGAGCUACCAUGCAGCUUGGUGCUGGGCUGAACACUGGUUGCCCUUCUUUUCUGAUUCUGGGUUUCCCUGCUAUGCUCUUAGUCUGCUGGGACAGGGUGAAAGUGACGAACCUCCUGGGACUGUUGCUGGGACUCUCCAGACACAUGCCGGUGAUGUUGCUGACUUCAUUAUGAAAAGACUAAGCUCGCCACCAAUUCUGGUUGGACAUUCAUUUGGAGGGCUUAUCAUCCAGUCUUAUAUUGCAAAAAUGGUUAAUGAACAAUCUUUAGGAAAGGAAAGUGCAAACCCGAAACUUGCCGGAGCUGUGCUUGUGUGCUCUGUACCGCCUUCUGGUAAUAGUGGGUUAGUGUGGAGGUAUCUCUUUACGAAACCUAUAGCUGCUUUUAAGGUCACUCGCAGUUUGGCUGCCAAAGCAUUUCAAACAUCUCUUCCUCUUUGCCGGGAAACCUUUUUCUCUUCAACAAUGGAAGACCAUCUUGUGCAACGCUAUCAGACACUAAUGAAAGAAAGUUCUAGGAUGCCAUUAUUUGAUCUGAGGAAACUGAAUGCAUCCCUUCCGGUUCCAAAAGUGCCCGAAUCUUCCAUCAAAGUUCUUGUAUUGGGUGCAAGCGAUGACUUCAUAGUGGAUGCCAAAGGACUCAGCGAAACGGGUGGGUUUUAUGGUGUAUCACCGGUCUGUAUCGAAGGUGUUGCUCAUGACAUGAUGUUAGACUGUUCGUGGGAGAAAGGUGCAGAAGUUAUACUAUCAUGGGUGAAUGGUCCAAGCAAACUGUAGAUCCGGCACGCCUACGAUUAUGGAAGCUUCUUCAACGUCUUGCUUCACUCGUAACCGAUAUGUAUUAUCCGAAAAUUGAGUUGUUGUGUAUUCAUUGUAGACAUUAACUUAAAGUAGAUUCAACCUUAUGUUUAGAACAAAUUCAGAUUUUUUUUUUGUGGAAUUCAUUUGUAAGUUCAUACUUGUUUAACCCUGAAAACAAUGAGAGCCAUGCUUGAAAUGAUAAAAGUUGAGUGUGGUAUGGGAUUAUAACAA
This is a messenger RNA of Carica papaya (papaya), 1332 nucleotides long. Its product is annotated as alpha/beta-Hydrolases superfamily protein. Gene Ontology annotation, molecular function: carboxylic ester hydrolase activity; lysophosphatidic acid acyltransferase activity. The record is from RefSeq and is a predicted model, not a curated record. Gene Ontology annotation, biological process: phosphatidic acid biosynthetic process; lipid homeostasis. Lineage: Eukaryota; Viridiplantae; Streptophyta; Magnoliopsida; Brassicales; Caricaceae.